This is a messenger RNA of Teleopsis dalmanni, 2486 nucleotides long. RefSeq lists its product as uncharacterized. The record is from RefSeq and is a predicted model, not a curated record. The coding region runs from base 560 to 1444 and encodes 294 amino acids. NCBI's taxonomy places the organism in Eukaryota, Metazoa, Arthropoda, Insecta, Diptera, Diopsidae. The transcript has 2 exons.
AAACACAUAAUUUUUGUAUGAACUGAAAAUCAAAUGCUUAGAGUACUCCCAACUACUUCAACUACUUUUAGAAUGUUUAGAGUUAGAGUACUCUAAACAAACGAAACAAAUAUUUAUUCCAUUCCAUUUUGUUUUUAUGCCUAUACAUUCGUAUUUGUUCGUUGAGAGUGAGAGUAUGCUACCAUUCUAAACACAAUAGAAUGCUUUGAAACUGAAAUCAAAUGCGCGCGUGCAGUACUCUAGUACGUAUACAAUUAAAACUAAUAAGACCAAUGUAGAAAGAUGUUUAUGAAACAUUCAAUCCAAAGUUGGAAAUGACUUGGAGGAUAUAUUGUGUUCGCCUCUGAAGUCAGAAAAACUGAACGACAACGCUUCACCAGUAAAUCAUCACAAUAAAAGCAAACGCCGCUCAACUCGUAAAUUUUUAAAUUUUUAAACUAUAUUACUAAAUAAACCUAGCAGUAAAAAUAGAACCAAAACUCUUUCCUAAAAUAAUUUAACUACACAGAUACUCUAUUGGUUAGGACAGCGUGGGACAACCCAGGCCUACACAACAUCUAUGAUCUUCGGAGCAGUAUGUUCGCCCUGCGUUGAAUUUGUUAAGAACCAUAAUGCCGAAAGUUAUCGCAGUCAAUAUCCGAAAGCUGUAUCUGCCAUCCAUGAGAACUUUUACGUAGACGAUUACGUUGCCAGUUUCGAUACAGAAGAGCACGCUCUACAAAUUUGUCUGCAAGUGGUGCAAAUUAACGCAAACGUCGGCUUUGAACUUCGUGAUUUUUCAUCAAAUUCGUUAAAUGUACAGAUCGUCAUGAAUGUAGGUGAAAGUGUAGAGGCCAUCUGUUUGAAUCGGCAGAGCCAAACCGAGAAAAUCUUGGAAAUGUAUUGGAACGUGACAAGUGAUUUGUUUCAAUUCUUAACAAAAUUUCAUCGCAUAGCUAAAGAAGUUAUCGAGGGUAAAAGGGUUCCAACAAAGCGAGAACUUUUAGGAAUUGUAAUGGCUAUAUUUGAUCCAUACGGCAUUUUAGCGAAUUUUUUACUUGUUGCCAAAGUAUUAUUCCAAGAAACCUGGAAAACCAAAUUAAAUUGGGACGACUUGUUACCACCUACGUUAUUUCAAAAAUGGAUUCUGUGGUGGGACGAAUUUGCCAGAAUAGGCAAUUUCUUUGUACCAAGAUGCUCCUCGUCACAUCUCAACAUUGCCAAAGAGGUCCAACUCCACACAUUUAUGGAUGCCAGUCAACUUGCAUUUGUUGCAACCGUGUAUCUGCGAAUUAAACAUCAAUAUGCAGUCGAUGUAGUUUUUGUCUGUGGUAAGACUCGCACAGCGUCUAAGAAACUCCUAUCCAUGCCAAGGUUGGAACUGCAGGCUGCAGUCUUGGCUCCUCGAUUAUCAACGCUGGUGAUAGACAGACAUGAAAUAAACAUAAGCCGUGUAGUAUUUUGAACUGAUUUCAAAACAGUUCUUUGUUGGGUAAAUUCAAGAAAUUGCCGAUUCAAACCCUUUGUUGGGCAUCGUAUAGCUGAAAUAUUGAGCUCAACGAAAGAAGACCAGUGGAGAUGGAUGCCAACUAAGAUGAACCCUUCUGAUGCUGCAACAAGAGCGAAAGAGGUACCUAAAAGAAACAAGGACAACAUUUAGUUAAAAGGGCCAAACUUUUUACGUCAAGAACAAAAUAGCCACUAUUUACAGAAAAGUGUGAUAGUUUGCAGACAUUGCCACCGUUAUUACCUAGUAAAAUCAAUGAAGCCGAAAAAUUUAUAAUGCUACGGGAGGAUUGUUUUUCGGAGGAGAAGAGACUACUCAAGCUUUAACAACCUCUUUCCAAAAAAUUCAAGGCAUAUAAAUUAACGCCAUACGUAGACAACGAAGAAAUUAUUCGUACCAGUGAUCGGCUAAUGAAGCCAUAUAUCUGCCUCUUGAAGCUCGACGCUCUAUUAUAUUGCCCCAGCGUCAUGUCGUCUCCGAAGUAAUAAUCAAACGCUAUCAUGUUGCCUAAAAACAUCAAAAUCAAGCUACAAUUAUCAACACCGUACGCCAAAAGUUCUGGAUAAUUGGUGCCAAGCUACUUUUGAAAUCAGUCCAACGCAAUUGUAUAGAAUGCCGCCUUAAAGCCGCCAAGCCAGUGCCACCGUUAAUGGGUAAGCUCCCAGUCGACCGUAUAUCGCCAUAUGCACGACCAUUCUCUUACACAGGUGUUGACCUGUUUGAACCAUUACACGUUACUAUUGGUCGUCGCCAUGAGAUGCGCUGGGUUGUCUUGUCCCACUACAACUCAUCCAGCCACCAAGCUAGCUAGAUUAGUGAAUUUUACGAAGAUUAACGGGAGGGCGGAAUAUAACAAAAAAAGCAACACUGAGCUGAAUGGAGCCCUGCAAGGCAGCAUGACAGUUGAUAUGAAUGACAGUUGAUAUGAAUGACAGUUGAUAGGAAUGACAAUUCAGAGGAAAAACAGAUCUAAAAAACAUACAAAUGUGAAACACGUUGC